UAGCCUAUUUAUUAGUAACAUAUCUAUUUGAAUUAUAAUAAGAUUUUAUACAUACCUAAGUUGUCAUUUUGACUCUAUUUUAAAGUUUUUUGUGUGUGUUUUUUCACUUUUCUGAAUAAAUGAGAGACCAUAAAUGAGUGGAAUACUAUCUUAAACAAGUCAAAAAUCUGUUAUAACCUUUAUACUACUUAAAUGAAGAAGAAUAAAAAAAUCCACCAAAUUCCAACUGAUACUUACUCCAUUCAGACAUUGGUGAAUUUGUCCCUCAAUCCAAGUCGACCUUCUUCAUCAGAGAUAGGUGGAAAAGAGUACAUCAUCUUCCCAGAUCUUACUGAUUUUCUUCCACGUCCUAGUCAGUCUGCUGUUUUUCCAGGAAUAACUGAAAUCUCUUUAUUGCAAAUUGAGAAACAGAAGAUUAUCAAACAAUUAAAACAAGUAAAGGAAGAAAGAAGACAUCUGGAAAGAAUAAGAGAAGAACUAACAUUGCAGCAAUAUCAUGCCUGUGAUAGUUGGAAGAAAAAAUACUUUGAAACAAAGAAAGUUACAGCAUCAUUGGAGGAGAUUUUAACAAAACUUCAAGAAGAUUUGGAACUCUACUAUAAAAAAUUGCUCGUGCAACUUGAAGCUAGGCAGGUCAAGAUGAGACCAAGGAAUAUGGCAAACAUCACAGAGUCUAAGGUGAGAAAACAAGCAAUUUCAGAUGUAUGCACACUGAAAGCUGAGCUGACACAGAAUAAAAUACAUCUGUACAGCCUUAGUUAG
This is a messenger RNA of Miniopterus natalensis, 762 nucleotides long. NCBI's taxonomy places the organism in Eukaryota, Metazoa, Chordata, Mammalia, Chiroptera, Miniopteridae. The record is from RefSeq and is a predicted model, not a curated record.